AUGGCUUGCUUUGGCUUCCAGAGUCAUGGGGCUCGGCUGGACCUGGCUUCUGGGACCUGGCCCUGUACUGCCCUGUUUUCUCUUCUCUUCAUCCCCGUUUUCUCUAAAGGGGUGCACGUGGCCCAGCCCGCAGUGGUGCUGGCCAGCAGUCGGGGUGUUGCCAGCUUCGUCUGUGAAUAUGGGUCGUCAGGCAAAGCCACCGAGGUCCGGGUGACGGUGUUGCGGAAGGCAGGCGGCCAGCUGAACGAAGUCUGCGCCGCGACCUACAUGGUGGAAGAUGAGCUGACCUUCCUGGAGGAUUCCACUUGCACUGGCACCUCCAGUGGGAACAAAGUGAACCUCACCAUCCAAGGGCUGAGGGCCACGGACUCCGGGCUCUACAUCUGCAAGGUGGAGCUCAUGUACCCGCCGCCCUACUAUGUGGGCAUGGGCAAUGGAACCCAAAUUUACGUCAUUGAUCCAGAACCAUGCCCGGAUUCUGAUUUCCUCCUCUGGAUCCUGGCAGCAGUUAGUUCAGGGUUGUUUUUCUACAGCUUCCUCAUCACAGCUGUUUCUUUGAGCAAAAUGCUAAAGAAAAGAAGCCCUCUUACUACAGGGGUCUAUGUGAAAAUGCCCCCAACAGAGCCAGAAUGUGAAAAGCAAUUUCAGCCUUAUUUCAUUCCCAUCAAUUGA
Molecule: messenger RNA, 672 nt
Organism: Globicephala melas (long-finned pilot whale)
Lineage: Eukaryota; Metazoa; Chordata; Mammalia; Artiodactyla; Delphinidae
Gene: CTLA4
Product: cytotoxic T-lymphocyte associated protein 4
Biological process (GO): B cell receptor signaling pathway; negative regulation of regulatory T cell differentiation; regulation of T cell proliferation
Cellular component (GO): external side of plasma membrane; membrane
Source: RefSeq, a predicted model, not a curated record